Molecule: messenger RNA, 4805 nt
Organism: Mobula hypostoma (lesser devil ray)
Lineage: Eukaryota; Metazoa; Chordata; Chondrichthyes; Myliobatiformes; Myliobatidae
Product: sterol O-acyltransferase 2-like
Exons: 16
Coding region: 301-1908 (535 amino acids)
Biological process (GO): cholesterol metabolic process; cholesterol efflux
Cellular component (GO): endoplasmic reticulum membrane
Molecular function (GO): fatty-acyl-CoA binding; cholesterol O-acyltransferase activity; cholesterol binding
Source: RefSeq, a predicted model, not a curated record
AGAGAGAGAGAGAGAGAGAGAGCGAGAGAGAGAGAGAGAGAGAGAGAGAGAGAGAGUAAUUAAAUCACAGUGAUGAGUCAGAGGGAAGAGUUAAAAACAGUCCCCAAAAACUGGGGCAAAGAGCUUGUGUGUAUCUUCUAGAUUAGAAGGUCACCACUACAACCUCUUGGAAGAUUACAACACCCUGCGUAUCUCUUGUGAGUCGGUACAAAGGCCGGCACCCAACCAAGUAGAUCGAGGAGCCCAGGAGCAGAAGGACUGGAGGGUGAGCUGUGAGCAGAAAUUUGAAUUUCGGUAAAGAUGACUGAAUGUAUGGAAGAAUAUGAGGUGCGAGAGAGAAAGAAACAAUCCAAUGAAAACAUUGCACAAGAUGCUGCAGAAAAUGUAGGUCCUGCCAAACAUGGCAAUGACACCGAUAAUCUAAUUGCCUGGAAGAGGCAUAUUGAGGACAUGAAAGUAGAAUUAUUGGAUCAGUUCAAGGGUCACCUGACUGAGCUUCUAGACAAAACCAUAGAAGAAUACAUUGAGUCCUAUUCACAGUAUAAACAAGUGACAAAGUCCCAGGAGUCAGGACAAAGAAACAGGAGCAAGAAAAAUGCAUCCGAGAAAGGAAAAGUCUUUGUGAAUCGACGCUCGAUCCUUGAUGAACUGUUCGAGAGUCCUCACAUUCAGACAAUAUAUCACAUGUUCAUCGCUCUGUUAAUCGUGUUCGUCGUCAGUACGGUGGCAGUUGAAUUCAUUGACGAGGGCAGGCUAAUACUUGAAUUUGACUUGCUGGUUUAUGCUUUUGGUCAACCACACAGAGUGUUUUUUGCCUGGAUCUGUCUCUUCCUGUACACUCUGAUUGUGCCCUACAAAGCUCUGGAUAUGUGGGGAAGCUCGUAUCACCUGGUCAGAUAUCCUCGCCUCUCUACUCUGGUCUUUGGGUUGGUGCUUAUUCUGUGCCAAGUCUGUGUCCUUGGAUUCUAUCCCAUCUACACGGUCAUUCAUUACGAGCUGCCUCCAGCCUCGAGGUUUAUUGUGAUACUGGAGCAGAUUCGUUUAGUGAUGAAGAGUUACUCUUACAUACGGGAAAAUAUUCCAAAAGUACUGAAGGCAAAACCAUCAGAAGGCAAAGAGCUUCAGAUGCCAACGCUCUCCUGUUACCUUUACUUCUUGUUCUGCCCUACUCUCAUCUACCGAGACUCCUAUCCCAGGACUCCAAGGAUCAGAUGGAAGUAUGUGGCUCUGAACUUUGCUCAGGUUCUUGGCUGCCUCUUCUACUUUUACUUCAUCUUAGUGAGGCUUUGUAUCCCAGUGUUCACCAACAUGAGCAAACAGCCUUUCAGCACCAAGACGCUCGUUCUGUCCAUUUUCAACUCCACGUUACCAGGCACCUUCCUACUGCUGCUGUUCUUCUACGCCUUCCUCCAUUGCUGGCUGAAUGCCUUUGCUGAGAUGCUCCGUUUCGGCGACAGAAUGUUCUACAAGGACUGGUGGAAUUCCACCUCCUUUGCCAACUACUACCGAACCUGGAAUGUGGUGGUUCACGACUGGCUCUACUCCUACACCUACACAGACUUCCUUUCGAUAUUUGGUAGGAGGUUUCGAGCGGCUGCGAUGCUCUCAGUCUUCAUCCUGUCCGCCGUGGUGCACGAGUACGUCCUGACCCUGUGCCUGGGCUAUUUCUACCCAGUUAUGUUCUGCCUCUUUGCCAUCAUUGGAGUGUUCUUUAAUUUCCUUUUCAACGACAACAGAACGAGUCCUGUCUGGAACAUCAUGAUGUGGGUUUUCCUGUUCAUUGGUCAGGGGAUCCAAGUGUGCCUGUACUGCCAGGAAUGGUACGCUCAGAUACACUGUCCGGUCAAAGAGAGAACCUUUUGGGAACUGGUCACACCCCGGUCCUGGUAUUGUCAACUGGAAGCUUAACCACGUGUCGCAACGUAUUGCCCGACAUUAAAUCUGUUGUCCUUUGAUCAGUUUGUAAGGGGGAUGGGGGAGUUAUUAAUUUUUGAUUCCACGAUAUUGUUCUAUGUUAUUUAUGUCAAUCAAUAAUUUCCAUCGUCCAUUGUGCUGUACACUGACCCUGCCCCUCCUCUACUGCAGUGGCGUCUCCUUCUGAUCUGCUCCUUCUCCUUGCUCCAUUCUCCUUCUCUCAGUUUACAAGGAGCCCAGCUACCCAUAAAGCAAACAGCGGGUCUGAACUCCUGUUUCACCUCUUCACUGAAAGAACUCGUUCUGGCCAAGGCAGUUUCCUCGGUAUCCUGAACAAGGAAGGGUCCCCAAAAACAGCCAUUAGGUUUGAUCCAGGGAUAGCACAGGAUUGAGCUCAGUUGCCAUUCCCAUGUGGUCAGUCAUCUGACCUGCACAGGAAUGGCUACUUAGUGAGAUAAUGGAGUGUGGAAAGCCUGUAAGGACCAGUAAAGCCUGAACCCAGGUGGAAGAGAGAGAAAACCUUUAGCAUUAUUCUUCCCCCAAAUGAGACAUCCUGGGGAACAGUGACAUGUGCGAGAAGUGGGGCUCCUCUGGGAUUGGCUACAGCAGAUUACCAGCACGUUUCCUGAGACAAAGUCUGGUGGAUACCUAUUAAUAAUAAUACCACAGAUUUCAAAUAGUAUAAACUUAAUAAUCAAAUGCAUAUCAAUUCCUGUACUUUGAUCGAAGGUUAUCAAUAUGUUUUGAAUAUGUUCUUGAGAAUGUUUUGCUUGUUGCCACAGGAUAUUAUGUGAAUAUAAAUUCUCCAGCUCUCAACAAUUCUUGUGUUUUUUUCUGGGAAUGUUGUUGUUUUGUAUGGCAGGUGCUUUUCUCUUCACACCUAAUUGGUUUUUGUCAAGCCACUCCUCCAGCUCAAGGCCGCAUCGAUGGACUGCGGCAAAGCUGUCUCGGAUCUUGGUGAGAGGGCAUGUUUGGACCAGGUGGUGGACGUCCUGGGUUGGGGCACCACAGGGGCAAGCUGGGGUUAUGUUGAAAAGUUGGCUUGAUUCAUGAUGAAGUCUGGCAUCUCAUCCACAACCGUUUCAACAUGGGUGACCCUGAGUUGGCUUCGCCUAGUGGAGUCCUUGAAGCACACAAGCCUCCACACAACGUCAACAUGUUGAUCCAAGUCGUGGAGGAUUCUGGGAAUAAAGAAAAGGAUUAAAAAACAGAAAAUGCUGGGAACACUCGGCAGGCCAGGUAGCAUCUGUUGAGGGAGAAAUGAUCGAUGUUUUGGGUCAGGGCUCAGGAGUAGGGUUAUGCUGCGAGGGCUCCCACUGCUGGCAGCUGCACAAACUCAUUCACAAAGCCAAUUGCAGACUGGCAACUUGCACACGGCCUCUGUCUGACCCACAGCUUCUGCCCAUCUCUCACUAUAUGUCAGGAGCUCUCCCAAGAACAAGAGACAGAUGGUUAGUAGGGAGUGUGCACUGAGAGAGAAAGCGUGUGUGUGUGUGUGUGAGAGAGAGAGAUAAAAAGAGAGAGCAAGAAGGAAAGGGAGAGAGAGAUGGAUGAUGUGUGUUGGGGGAGAGGUAGAGAGAAGAGAGAGAGGGGUAGAGAGAUAGAGAGGUAGAGGGGGAAUAGAGAGACAUAGGGAGGUAGAGAUAGAUGAGAGAGAGGGAGUGAUGUAGAGAGAGGGAGAGAGACACACACACAAGCAGAGAGAGGCUGGGUAGAGAGAGAAGAAGAAGAUGUGAGAUGUCUGUUCUCGAUGGCCUGUCACUUUGGGCAUGCCAACAGAUUGGCUUCAGUGAUUUGCUCAAAUUCAUAAAUUCACCUACAAGAUUUUAUUGCUGAUGUUAGGGAGUAUUCUGGAGUUAUAUGAUUAUCAUCAUCAUUAUGUGCCAUGUUGUAUGACGUGGGCAAUCAAGGUCCCAUGACCAUGAUUGUUCUUGGCAAAUGUUUCUACAGAAGUGGUUUGCCAUUGCCUUCUUUUGGGUGGUGUCUUUACAAGACGGGUGACCGCAGCCAUUAACAAUACACUUCAGAGAUUGUCUGCCUGGUGUCAGUGGUUGCAUAACCAGGACUUGUGAUGUGCACCAGCUGCUCAUACGACCAUCCACCACCUGCUCCCAUGGCUUCAUGUGACCCUGAUCAGUUAGGGGGGGCUAAGCAGGUGCUACACCUUGCUCAAGGGUGACCCGAAGGCUAGUGGAGGGAAGGAGCGCCUUACACCUCCUUUGGUAGAGACAUAUCUGCACCCCACCACCCACUAUAUAAAUAUAGCAAAUAUUAAUUAAUGCAAGAACCAGUCUUCAGUUCUCAUUGUAAAUUACAAAGCCUACAAACUAAGAGAUUAAUUUGCAAAAUGAUGACCAUGAGAUGUUUGCAUAUGCCAAGAGCCAAAUAUGAAGACAAUGGGGUUGUGUUAAUUGGCCUGCACCAAUCCAGUCAACAUGGCCCAAGUUAUUUGCAGCAUCAUGAGUUCAAGCUGGCAGACCAGACUGAUGUUGUUACUUAGCAUAUCAAACAUGGUGACAGGUAUAGGAAAUCAAUACUUUUGUGCACUCAGACACAGCACUGACAACAUUAAUUUUGGGUGUCUGGGAUUUCUGCCCCCAGAAGCAUAAGAUUAUUUGUGUGAAUUAUUUUGUGAUAAAGAUGUCUGAACAUUCAGGGGUGUCUUCCACUGUAGAUAUGUAAUUCAAAGGAAGCAUUGUCAACCCAAAAUAUUGAAAGACACAAUGUCAUUGUAACUAUUGAAAUUAUAUUGAAUAAUCUACUGUUAACUUUGAUCUUAAGAGUAAAAAAAAUGCAAUGUACUUUUGGGUUUUUAAGCCUCUACUGAGAGUGUCUUCAUGAGAAUGCAUGCUUGCUGUGAUGAAUAAAGACUUCUGUAUUAGCAGCUUCAA